Penaeus monodon (black tiger shrimp) is the source of this 1245-nucleotide messenger RNA. RefSeq lists its product as uncharacterized. Lineage: Eukaryota; Metazoa; Arthropoda; Malacostraca; Decapoda; Penaeidae. The coding region runs from base 122 to 1138 and encodes 338 amino acids. The transcript is spliced from 9 exons. The record is from RefSeq and is a predicted model, not a curated record.
CGAGGAUGCCAGAGCGCGGCCAAAGCCUCGGUAAUUCACUCUGCUGAAUGAUUUUAGUCUGUUCUGUGGUGCACACUGUCACGUACAGCGGAAGGGUCUAACGGGCGCUGAGACACGGAAGAUGAAGAUCUUAACCCUCGCCCUUGCCCUGUGGGUCAGCGCCGCCCUGGCUCGUCGCGAGGAGAGGGGAGGCGCUAGUGGCCUGGAGGAGGAGGUCCUGGCCGAGGAGGAGGUCCUGGCCGAGGAGGAGGUCCCGGCCGAGGAUUUCGAGGAGGAAGACGCCCUCGAGGCCGUCCUUGGGAACGACGACGACGUGGACGAAGGCGGCGACGAGUGCUCGAGGCUUUCCCCGAAGGAGGUCUUCCACACGGAGCUGCACCCGAGGAUCCUCAAAGCCAUGGACGAGAUGAGUCUUUAUGUGGAAGCUGUGGUGGAGCGUGUGGAGACAGCAGUGGAAGUGCUUCUGCCUCAUGUCCCAGAUUCGCCCAUAGGAGAGCUGAAGAGCCAAGAACUAUUUUCGGAGCUUCGAGGCUUCAUGCUGGGGACGAUCCGGGACGCGUAUGAGUUGGUGAGGACGGCCUGGAGGGACCUCAUCCGCGCCCACGCUCGAGGGACGGAUAGCGAGGAGACGCUGCAGGCCCUUCAGCUCAUAAGAGAGGCUCAGCGCCAGGGCGACCGCUAUCUGAACGCCGCCCUUCAGGAGCUCUCGGUCACCAUCAAAGCCAUCGUCAUGAACAGCAUCUACGUGGUUCACAGGUCACUGCAUUUGCCCAACGACACCAGGGAGCACGACGUUGCCCAAGCCAUCCACGGCAGACUCCCGAAGGUCGCCCCCAACUUCCUGGGGAACGUGAUGGCCAAAGUGUUGGAGAGAGGAUCAGAUCCUUCUGGCUACAAGAAGAUCUUGACAGAUCCUUUACGGGAUCUCAAUAAAGCUGUUGAUGAGAUGCAUGCGACCCUCGAGACUGCCAUAGAAAGCGGGAACGUAGAGGACAUGGCGGCCUUCUGGCGGGAGGUCGUCGCUCAGAGUCACCGGCGAAUGAGAGAUGAUCCCUUGCUUGAGGAAGAUCUUGAAAUCAUUUAUCUAAACGAAACGUAUCUGACAGAACUUACUCUAAGUCUCAUGGCAACGUGGUGAGAGACAUUCCCAUUAUAGAAGAAAAAGAAAUGAAAUGGGUCAAAUCUAUUUUAAUUUUCUCCUUAAAAUCUUGUUCUGGAUUGAUCUAAUAAAAGUGUACAAUAUUA